Jatropha curcas is the source of this 1948-nucleotide messenger RNA. RefSeq names its product NAC domain-containing protein 62. NCBI's taxonomy places the organism in Eukaryota, Viridiplantae, Streptophyta, Magnoliopsida, Malpighiales, Euphorbiaceae. Gene Ontology annotation, biological process: regulation of DNA-templated transcription. Gene Ontology annotation, molecular function: DNA binding. The record is from RefSeq and is a predicted model, not a curated record.
UAAAGCAAAAAAAACAUAAAACAAUCGCAAGUUGCAAGUUAUUUAUUUCAUGAAAUUCUAGAUUAGUGUAGAAGAUUCCAGAUUCUUACGAGAAGACCGACUUUGAGUCUGCGAUUCACUUUCCCAGCACUGGAGAGGUAGCGUUGUGCUAACGAGAUAGUAGUACUUUUCCACUUUCCCAAAUCCGAACUGUGUAAAUAAAUCUUUGGUUGACGUGGAAGUCUCGUCUUGCCUUCUCUGAGAAUAAGCCGUUAUUUUUAUAAAUAUUAUAGCAAUUGAUUUUUGCAAAGACUUACAGCAGUACCAGUACAUGGUUCUUCUCUUUCUGUAGCGUACGUGGACCGGUGGAAGAGACAUUCGUUUCUCUCUUAUUGACGCGUAUGUUCUUCCCCCACGGAGGAAUUGCUCUCGCUGUUGUGGCCUGUCUUCUGCUUCAGUUUCAGUAUGACAAGUACAGUACGGCCAAAAAUGUCAAAACCAAUUGGGUAUAGAUUUCACCCAACUGAUGAAGAAUUAGUUGCUCAUUUCUUGAAUCUGAAAAUUAGUGAUCACAAUCUUGAUUUGCCAAUUGCUGAGGUUAAAGUUUGUGAUUUUGAACCAUGGGAUCUUCCUGGUCAAUCGAAGAUCAAAUCAGAUGAUCGAGUGUGGUAUUUUUUCUGCCCUCGCGAUUUAAAGUAUGCAUAUAGCCGAAGGUCCAACAGGACCACCGAGGCUGGGUUCUGGAAACCCACUGGUAAGCUUCGAAAAGUAAAGAAGAAAAAGAUGGUUAUCGGUACUAAGAGAAGUUUGGUUUUUUACAAAAAGGAGCAUCCCAAGCCUGUCAGGACUAAAUGGAUAAUGCACGAAUAUGAAUUACCAAUACAGGGGAAUUUCCUAGUCUGUAAAUUAAAAGCCAAGCUAGAUGAAAAGAUCAGCAAAAGCGAACCAGAUAAAACGGAUACUGCUCAAAUGAAUACUACUUCAGGAUCUCCUUGUGAAAGUGUGAUUACUGUUGAUUCAUCUUAUGGUGAAUGUGAACCAACUGACCAUGUUGGUUCUAAUGUUAAAGAUCAUAAACUGAAUGAGAUGACUGCUAUGCCAACCUAUGAUGGAGGUGAACAGAGUUGCCUGGUGGCAUUUGAAUUAGGAAAUCCAAAUCAAACUGAGGUGAUUUCUGAUUCUGCUUGCCUUGAAAGUGAAUUAGGCUAUAAUUUAGCUCCGAAUGUGGAAGAUAAAAAUCCAGAUGAGAUGACUGGUAUUAGAAAUCAAAAUUAUAAGAAAACUGAUAAUUUAUUCUCUGAAGAAGGCGAAUGGAGUGUUGCAGGAACACCUGAUUGUGGAAAUCAAAAUCUACAUGAGGUGAAUGAUAUGAUAUCUCCUGCUUGUGGUUUAGAAAUUAAUGCAGAAGAAGCUAAAUUGUCACAGUUUCAGGGUCCACCAACUUUUUUUGAUCAAAUGAAUGCAUUGUUUGAGACUGAACAUGUCCUAUUUGAGCCUGAAGUUAGCCUGAAGUCUGCAGUUUUCUUGCCUAUCGGGACAGAGGAAUGCCUUUCUCACAGCAGCUUGAGUACCUCUCUGCCAAGUGGAACCGGUUCUCAAAUAGGGGCUAUUCCAUGACCCUGAACCUCUUAUCUUUUUGUUAAGCAAUCAGCAACAUAAUUUACAGUGUGACAGCUCAAAAAUGGUACAUAAUAGAGGUGCAGGCUCAAUAAGAUAGUGUUUAAACUGAUAGGACACUAGUCUGCUCGAUUUUCUCUAGUAGAUAGAGGAUAUGCAAAUUGGUAGGCGUUUUGAUAGAUUUUAACCACAAUGUAAUCUUGCACCGGGAGCUUGAAGAUACAAUCCUCCAUUUUGUAAAUAUUGCCUUGAGAAGCCUGCAUGUAUUAGUUGAAGAAAUGUUACAUUCAGCGGCAGCUUGUAUACCUUUGACUUUUUGCUUUAAUGGUGAAUGAAAUUCUGUGUUCAUAUA